CCAGCCACACAGACCAGCGUCUACAACAGCAGGACAAACUUCAGCACAGACUUGUCUUCUGUAACAGCAGCUCCACACAUUAUCCUCCAGAUUCGGAUUAGGAGCAGAGUUCUUCUGGAAGCCCGCGAACAUGGAUGAUCUAGACGCAUUGCUUGCAGAUCUGGAGUCUUCCACCGCCCAUAUCUCCAAGUGCCCAGUGUUUCUGCCUGAGGAGACGCCGUAUUCGUACCCCAGCGGAGGUCAGCUGUUUCAGGAUGACUCUCCUCCUCCACCGCUGCCUCCUCCACCUUCAGCUGAAGCCCUGAACGGAUCUCUCUCCCCACGGCCGGACUCGCAGCAGUCUCUGGGCUCUGUUCAAAAAAGUACAUUGUCUCGGGACAGCAGUCCACCAGCCUCUCGUACGGAAGAAGACCACGUUUACAGUUUUCCCAACAAGCAGAAGCACUCAGACUCCUCAGCCACAGCCAUGACUUCCGCCUUGGGUAGCAACCUGUCUGAACUAGACCGCCUUCUUCUGGAACUCAAUGCUGUACAGCAAAAUGCCCCAUCUUACUCCACUACAGAAGAUGCUGCACCUCCAUUGCCGCCUUGCAGUGUUGCCCACUAUAUCCAGGAGAAUGGAGCCCACCCAGGCAUCACACUGACACCGGCAGCCCAGGACAAGCCUCAGAGGAAUGGAACAAAGGGGACAGAUGAUGGGCGUCCCACUGUGGAAAGUCUUCUGAAUGAGUUGGAGAGCUCUGUGCCUUCCACAACACCCAGCCCAUGUGCAUUGACAAGCGAUUUGACUGAGGGCCAGUUGGACGCACCUUCCGAGCAGCAGGGCAGAAUUUCAGCAACCUCUGCCACACGAGAACUUGAUGAGCUCAUGGCCUGCCUGUCAGACUUUAAGGUGCAGAGCAAUAUCAUGGCCCAGGGCAAGGGCCCGCACGGACAGGCUAACAAACUAGACAACAUGCUGGGGAGUCUUCAAUCUGACCUCCACAAGCUGGGAGUGCAAACGGUUGCCAAAGGAGUUUGUGGUGCCUGCAGCAAACCCAUAGUUGGCCAGGUGGUAACUGCCAUGGGGCGCACAUGGCAUCCUGAGCAUUUCGUGUGCACACAUUGUCAGGAGGAGAUUGGUUCCAAAAACUUCUUUGAGAGGGAAGGACAGCCAUAUUGCGAGAGGGAUUAUCACCAUUUAUUCUCUCCAAGAUGCUACUACUGUAACGGACCCAUCCUGGACAAAGUGGUAACGGCGUUAGACAGGACGUGGCAUCCUGAACACUUUUUCUGUGCCCAGUGCGGGGCGUUCUUUGGUCCUGAAGGAUUUCAUGAGAAGGAUGGGAAGGCAUAUUGCCGUAAAGACUAUUUCGACCUGUUCGCUCCUAAAUGUGGCGGCUGUGCUCGUGCCAUCCUGGAGAACUACAUCUCUGCCCUGAGCUCUCUCUGGCAUCCAGAGUGUUUUGUGUGCAGGGAGUGUUUCACGCCCUUCGUCAACGGCAGUUUCUUCGAGCAUGACGGUCAGCCAUACUGUGAGGUUCAUUAUCACGCCCGGCGCGGCUCGCUGUGCUCCGGCUGUCAGAAGCCCAUCACGGGCCGCUGUAUCACAGCUAUGGGCAAGAAGUUUCACCCUGAGCAUUUCGUCUGUGCCUUCUGCCUCAAGCAGCUCAACAAGGGCACCUUUAAAGAGCAGAACGACAAGCCGUACUGCCAGGGCUGCUUCAUCAAGCUCUUCAGCUAGACGUGUGCCUGAGCGAAUGAGUGUGUGAGAUUUUGCGUGUUGUAUUGUUUGCCUGUUUUAUGUGUGUUUGAUAUUCAGGUCUGACUCUCGACAUCCCACAUGACGUUGCUGGUCGGGUUGAAAUGAUGGUGCCGUGCAGAGCUGUAGUGAUAAAUCGAUGCAUUGUGAGUUCUGAGAUUUUUCCAAAUGCAUUGCGAUUCUCUCUUGAAUGGAUUCAGAGCUUAGUUUAUAACAGUAGAUGGCUAUGUGUGAUUCACAAACUGCCGUACUCUGCUUGCUUCUAAUUCCAUACACAUACCACUCGAUCACAGUAAGUAUGUUCAUAGUAAGCUGUUUUUACAUUAAUAAAUUUUUAUAUAGCAUAAAAGCUGAUGUGUAUAAUUUUCCACACACCGAAUGCAGCACAGGAUGACUUUUAGAAUCAUAAACACAGUUUUCAAUGAGGACACCGGCGCCACCAUUCGACAUCUGUUGUGUUGCUUAUUAACAUAUAGACAACUAUGUAAAGAUGUAACGUACCAUGGCCGGUAUGUGACCUGCUUUGCAGUACGUGAUUUAGCUGUAUGCAUAAAUGCUUUUCUUUAUGAACAUUUGGUCUAUGGUGUAAAAAUGUUCAUAAAAAUAUCACAACCUGCUAUUAAAAACUAGCUUAGAGCACCACCUUCUGUUUAAAACUAGCCUAAAGUGCCAUUUGUUGUCAGAAACUAACCUUGUGCGCCAUCUGCUGUAAAAAAUUUGCCUAAAGUGCCAUCUGCUAGCUUAAAACACCACCUGCUAUUAAAAAACUAGCCUAGUGCAUCCAUGCUGUUAAAAACUAGCCUAGAAUGCCAUCUGCUGUUUAAAACUGACCUAUAGUGCCAUCUGCUGUUAAAAACUAGCCUAGAAUGCCAUCUGCUGUUUAAAACUAACCUAUAGUGCCAUCUGCUGUUAAAAACUAGCCUAGAAUGCCAUCUGCUGUUUAAAACUAACCUAUAGUGCCAUCUGCUGGUAAAAACUAGCCUAGAGCGCUAUCAGCUAACUAGACUAGAAUGCCAUCUGCUAUUUAAAACUAACCUAGAGCGCCAUCUGCUGUUAAAAACUAGCCUAGAACGCCAUCUGCUAUUUAAAACUAACCUACAGUGCCAACUGCUAGUAAAAACUAGCCUAGAGCCCUAUCAACUAACUAAACUAGAAUGCCAUCUGCUGGUUAAAACUAGCCUAGAGCGCUAUCAGCUGGUAAAAAACUAGCGUAGUAUGCUAUCUGCUGCUAGAGCAUAGAGCCUAGAGUGCUAUUAGUCAGUAAAAAACUAGCCCAGAGUGCUAUCAGCUGUUAAAAACUAGCCUAGAGCAUCAUCAGCUAGCUAGCUUAGAAUGCCAUCUGCUAUUUAAGACUAACCUAUAGUGUCAUCUGCUGGUAAAAACUAGUCUAGAGCAUCAUCAGCUAACUAGCCUAGAGCGCCAUGAGCUGGUAAAAACUAGCCUAGAGCACCAUCAGCUGGUAAAACUAGCCUAGAGCGACAUCAUCUGGUAAAAACUAGCCUAGAGCGCUAUCAGCUGGUAAAAACUAGCCUAGAGUGCCAUCAGCAUCAUCAGCUAGCUAGUCUGAUCAUCCAUGAAGUAAACUAGCCUAGAUCAUCCAUGCUGUUUAAAACUAGCCUAGAGUGCUAUCAACUAACUAACCUAAAAUGUCCUCUGCUGGUAAAAGCUAGCCUAGAGCACCAUCAGCUAAGUAACCUUGAAUUCCAACUGCUGCUUUAAACUAGCCUAGAGCACCGUCUGAUGUUUUAAACUACCCUAGAGCACCACCUCCUGUUGGAUACCACCCUAGAGCACCAUCUGCUGUUAGAAACUAAUCUCAGAAUUGAUUCCAGAGAGAACUGUGUUGCAUUCAGAAAAUCUAAGCAGUGAUACACAUGUCUUGCCUUGAUUUAUCUCCACAGCUCCAGUGUCGUGGUUCAGUAGGUGCUCUCGAAAGCCAGGUUGUUUUUAGAGGGUGAGGAAAGUUCAGCUGAUGUUUGAGCUGGGGUUUUGGAGAAAGUGUGUGAAAAUGUUUUCUGCUCACUGGUUGAGCUGAAGUGAAGAUGUUUGAUGAAGAAAAGGGUUCAGAGGGGUUGAUGGGAAAUGUGUGCAGCAUGAGACACAAUCAACAGAGAUUAACGAUCUGGAAAUUAACAGAAUAACCAAUUGAAGAAUGUCAUGAACAAAUGUGCAGGUCAUAUAUCAGCCGCAAAUCAACAGGAUGAAAAAGAAAUUAUAAACAUCUAGUCAAAAACAUAUUUUAGUAUUAUUAUCAUUAUUUAUUUAUUUUUUCAUCAUUCAUUCAUUCAUUCAGUCAUUUUUCUCCGGCUUUGUCUCUAUUUUAGAGGUCGUCACAGUGGAAUGAACCACCAACUAUUCCUGCAUAUGUUUUUUUUUUUACGCAGCGGAUGCCUUUCCAGCCGCAACCCGGUACUGGGAAACACCCAUACACUCACAUUCACACACACACUCAUACACUAUGGACAGUUUAGCUCAUUUAAUUCCCCUAUAGCGCAUGUAACACAGGGAGAACAUGCAAACUCCACACAGAAAUGCCAACCGGCCCAGCCGAGACUCGAACCAGCGACUUUCUUGCUGUGAGGCGACAGUGCUAACCACUGAGCCACAGUGCUGCCUUUAUUCAUAUUUUAUAUAUCAUUUUUAUUUGAUGUUAUAAUUAUUGUUUCAAUAUUCAAGUUUAUUUGUAUAGUGCUUUUUACAAUAUAGUUCUAAAAUACUUCUUUAAAACUAAGUCGUUAUUUGAUUAUAAUAUAUUCUGUUCUUACACUACAAGUCAAAAGUCUUGUCGCCUAUCCAAGUUUUAGGAACAACAAAUAAUAACUCGACUUCUAGUUGAUCAUUUGGUAUCAGAAGUGGCUUAUAUGAAAGGCAAAGGCCUCUAGAUUACACUUAUUUGACCAAAAUAAAAUAUGAUCAUGCCUUGAUUUUUCAUUAUUUAAUUAGGACAGUAAGGUCUGACUUUGCUUAGACCAGAGAUGUCCAAAGUAGGGCCCACGGGCCAAAGUUGGCCCAUUGUAACCUUUGGCCCAUUGUAACCAUUGAUUUGGCCCACCAACCCUUCUGAGAAUAAUAGAGAGGGUUGGGGCAAUGCCUUCAACAGAGAUCAUCAUUUCUAAUUGGACCUAACAUUUUUUGUUUAUUUGUUUGUUUGUUUUGUUUUGCUACAAAACAGCAAAUUGAAAUUACAUGUUUUAAUUAAAUAUAAAUGAAUCUCUGAGUUUUUAAAGUGUAAGCGCUGUCACUCGACAAAAAGAGGACUAUGUAGAAGACAUCAGCGAGCAAAUCAAGGCAAAAACUAGUAUAACUCCAUUUUGUUAAAUUAGAUUUUUUUGUUUUUACAGUAAUAAGUUUGUUAUAAAAUGUUAUAUAUAUAUAUUAGUUCUAUAUUAGUAAUAUACUGUAUUAGUUCAUAUAAAGCAAUGUUUUUUUUUUUAGGUAUUUUUAUAUAUUAUUGAAUAAAUUAGGAAAUUACCUAUGGCAACUAUUUUUACCUUAGGCCCACUAGCCUUAAUAAAGUUUGGUUUUUGGCCCUUCAUAAGAAAAGGUUUGGGCACCCCUGGCUUAGACAAAAGUCUCGUCACUGAACAGAAAUAAUGUCCAGUAUAGAAUAUAAAGUCAUGCUGCAGUGGAAACAGAAUGAAUAUUGUGUCUGACUCCAUCAUGAGCUUGGAGGACUGCAUCCAUACAUCUCUGCAAUGACUCAAAUCACUGAUUAAUAAAGUCAUCUGGAAUGGCAAAGAAAGCGUUCUUGCAGGACUCCCAGAGUUCAUCAAGAUUCUUUGCAUUCAUUUUCAAUUCCUCCUCCAUCUUACCCCAAACAUGCUCAAUAAUGUUCAUUUCUGGUGACUGGGCUGGCCAAUCCUGGAGCACAUUGUCCUUCUUUGCUUUCAGGAACUUUGAUGUGGAGGCUGAAGUAUGAGAAGGAGCGCUAUCCUGCUGAAGAAUUUACCCCUUUUUUGUAGUUUCUAAUGUAAUGGGCAGCACAAAUGUCUUGAUACCUCAGGCUGUUGAUGUUGCCAUCCACUCUGCAGAUCUGUCACAAGCCCCCAUACUGAAUGUAACCCCAAACCAUGAUUUUUCCUUCACCAAACUUGACUGAUUUCUGUGAGAAUCUUGGCUCCAUGCGGGUUUAAUAAGUCUUCUGCAGUAUUUGUGAUGAUUGGGAUGCAGCUCAACAGAUGAUUCAGAAAACCUUCUGCCACUUUUCCAAAUGAUCAAUUAGAAGUCAAGUUAUUGUUUGUUGCUCUUACAACUGGGAUCAACAAUAAGACUUUUGUCAGGUAGUGUAUAUAGUGGCGAAAUAUGACCUGCACACGUUUUUGACAGACUCGUAAGGUUUAACUUGUCAUGAAAAAAAAUCCAUUUGCUGCAUUUUGAUCAUGAUGGCAUUGAAUGUCACCUCAGUGAAUUGCACAUCUCAGUGCCUUGUUUUGUAAUACAAAAUCAACUGAAUGGAAAAGACACAAAGUAUACCAAACACAUAAUUUUACAUACAAGAUAUAUCAUUUCUAAUCUACGCUGAAGUGCUUGAGAUCCUCCUGAACUCUAUUUAAUCACUUCUAUAAUCUGGAUUGAAUGUAAUUUACCGUUAAUCCAGCCUGAUCUCACGAGAAAACGUAAGUACUUUACGUUUUGUCAGUUUAGUGGCUAAUUCGUACGAAUUUGUACGAGUUCAGUUGUACGAAAUUGUACAAUUUUAAAAAGGAGGCGUGGCACCUAACCCCACCCCUAAACCCAACCGUCAUUGGGGGAUGAGCAAAUCGUACUAAAUUGUACGAAUUAGAUCGUGCGAAUUAGCCACUAAAUCAAAAAGUUACGAAUUGCCGUGAGAUUGUGUUGAUUAAUCGCUCACUUCUGUGUGUACUCCGGGACGUUUCUGCAUAAGAGUGUAUUUUAUUAAAGGAAUAUAUGGGGUUAAAUGCGACCUAUAAGCUUCACGAAAAAUAUUGUUUAGUUUUUUUAGCUUGUUCAAUCAAAGGAAAAAAACUAUAACCAUGAUAUGACUUCCACUGUACACACAUUUACUUUCUUUUUAUACUCCAAACUAUUCUCUUUAAUGAAAACCGAGCUGACGUUUUGUAUUAUUAUUAUUUAACCCAGAAUAUUCCUGUCAUUUGGGAAAUGUUGUAUGCUAAAUAUAUAUGUAUUUGGGAGUUAUUCAGUAGAUGGUUAUUAGAAUACAUAACCACAUCAUCAAAGAUGGGAUAUUGUUCAAAUAAACAAACCAAUGUGACGAUAUUGUGCAAUUAUUAAAAAUCAAUUGAAGUAUCACAGUUUAUAGGGGAUUGAUCAGAAAUAUUAUACCUUUCUAAUAUUAUAACUGCUGUAUAUGAUAUUACAAUAUACUAUAUAUUUUUUUUUUGCAUGGAAGUCUUAAAGGAGACCUAUUAUGCCCCUAUUUACAAGAUGUAAAAUAAGUCUCUGAUGUCUCUAGAGCAGGGGUGGGCAAACUCAGUCCUGGAGGGCCGGUGUCCUGCACAGUUUAGCUCCAACUCUGAUCAAACACACCUGCUUAUAGAUAAUUAGAGAUCUUGGAGACACUGAUUAGCAUGUUCAGGUGUGUUUGAUUAGAGUUGAAGCUAAAUUAUGCUGGACACCGGCCCUCCAGGACCGAGUUUGCCCACCCCUGCCCUAGAGUGUGUGUGUGAAGUUUCAGCUCAAUAUACCACUUAAGUAAUGUUUUUCUAUCUCUUUGAAACUGACCCUCUUAUGCUGUGUUCACACCAGACGUGGCAUGUGCGAAUAAGUCGCGCUAUUCCUGUGUAAAUAGAUGCGUGAACAUUUUGAGUUUACUCACUUCAUUCACGUGUCAAAUUCAGUUCACAAUAGACACAGAUUUGCAUCAUGGGCAGGGCUGUCCGGUGACUCUAGCUUUGUUGCUAAAUGGCUAACGUGGAUUUUAUUGAGAUAGUAGCUGUGCUUUAGGAAGGCUGAAAAACAGCGUCAAUUCGUUUGGCGUCCACUAGAUUCUGAUUUCAGAGGUGCGUCCAGCUCUGCUAAAGGGUUGGGCGAUGUCGAUCAAUUUGGCAUCGUAUGAUGUCUAAUGUGAAAUAUCGCGAUAGACGAUGGCAUUGUUGGCGGUGAAUUAAUUAUUUAUGAAUAAUUCAUUAACUCAUAUUGAAUUAAUUAUUUGUAGCCUACCAUUUCAUCUUUCUGACCCACAUGGUCUUUGUUUUACCCAUAACCAAAUCAUAAAUGUACCAGUUGUUAAUAAAAUUACCGGUUGUCAAUCACUUUUUCCGCGGGACUAUGGCAUGAAUAGGCAGAGUGAUCUGUGUCGUUAUAAUAGCGUCCACAAACUUGGUUGGUGCACAAACAACAGGAACCAACCAACAGUAUCUGAGGUUUUAGCUAAAAUUACUAAGUACAAGCGUGAAAGCGAAAGAUUGAAGCAGUGUACUGACGCUGAGACACGUUACCUGAUAGAUUUAAAAGACCGAAGAGUUUAAAUAUCACCUUCAACAACUAUAGUGAGACACGAUCCAGUGGUACAUCCUUGAUAAACUGUCCAACAUGCACUGCUCUCUGGGCUUUUGUGGUCUAAGCACCCGCUGAUUGCUGGAGUUUAGACGCGUGUGUACGCUGCAUCGUAUGCCAGAGUGUGUGUGUGGUUACGUAAUGUGCAUUUUCAGCAGGAUAGUGUGGAAGGAGGGUUGUCAGAAAUGCUAGGUGAAACGCCAGUGAGUAAAAUUCUAUUUUAGAACUAAGACGUAUUAGUGUAAACAGGGCCUAAAUUUUUCACGAGCGGAUUGCUGCUGCGACCGGGGCAGGGUGGAGGAUUGCGAUGUUGGCUCAGCAUUGGGAUGUCUAUCGGCCAUCUGUGAUGGACAAUGGCAGGGGCGUUGUUAUACAUAACGCUCUACUGGGGCACGCACCCCCUAAAAAAAAUUGUUUUUUUUAAAAUAAUAAUAAAAAAAUUUUAAAUAAUAAUAAUAAAUGAUAUUCUAUACUGGACAUUAUUUCUGUUCAGUGACGAGACUUUUGUCUAAGCCAGGGGUGCCCAAACCUUUUCUUAUGAAGGGCCAAAAACCAAACUUUAUUAAGGCUAGUGGACCUAAGGUAAAAAUAGUUGCCAUAGGUAAUAUCCUAAUUUAUUCAAUAAUAUAUAAAAAUACCCGAAAAAAUCAUUGCUUUAUAUGAACAAAUACAUGUAUAUAUAUAUAUAUAUAUA
Molecule: messenger RNA, 8912 nt
Organism: Danio aesculapii
Lineage: Eukaryota; Metazoa; Chordata; Actinopteri; Cypriniformes; Danionidae
Gene: pxnb
Product: paxillin b
Exons: 11
Coding region: 131-1723 (530 amino acids)
Biological process (GO): substrate adhesion-dependent cell spreading; transforming growth factor beta receptor signaling pathway; endothelial cell migration
Source: RefSeq, a predicted model, not a curated record